Aphanomyces astaci is the source of this 1258-nucleotide messenger RNA. RefSeq lists its product as hypothetical. Gene Ontology annotation, molecular function: protein binding. The record is from RefSeq and is a predicted model, not a curated record. Bases 1 to 1149 code for a protein of 382 amino acids. Lineage: Eukaryota; Oomycota; Saprolegniomycetes; Saprolegniales; Verrucalvaceae. The transcript has a single exon.
AUGCUGAUUCGACAAAUUUCCGUGUUGGCCAGACCCGCCACUGCCGCCGGCAUUAUGAUGAUCGCAACCUCCAAGAUGCCGCUCGAGAAGAAGCUGCGGAUAAGAACGGUGGUGGACGAGGAUAAGAUGGAGUCCCCACAUCCUCGUAUGAUCGUGGAGAAUAUGCUGGCGUCGUCGCCGACGGCCCAACGACCUCGGACUGAUGCCGGACAGUCGUUCAUGUGUCUGUUCUCGUCCGUUCUGUGCGACGUCAACCUCUUCGAAAGCAUCAUCGCGUUUUGUCCUGGUGCAAGGUUGAAGGACUGGGUGAAUGCGAUCGUUGCCGCGCGGGCAGGACACCUGUACAUUCUCAAACAACGCGAGCCGUUUCUCAAGUACAACACGUACAUGUUCAGCGAGGCUAGCGCCAACGGACACCUCCACAUUGUCCGGUGGUGUCAUGAAGAGAAUAAACCCGGGUGCACCGUAGACGCCAUGGACUACGCUGCAGGCGCCGGCCACCUCGACGUGGUCAAGUACCUCCACGCGAACCGGUCGGAAGGGUGUACCAAGCGUGCGAUGGACUUUGCGGCGCUUCGAGGGCACCUCCACGUGAUCCAGUGGUUGCAUGCGAAUCGGCGCGAAGGAUGUUCGUCUGAAGCGAUGAAUUCCGCGGCCUUUAGCGGCCAUCUGCACGUCGUCGCAUGGCUUCAUGAACACCGGAAGCCAUGCACCCACAACGCCAUGGACUCGGCCGCCGCGAACGGUCAUCUGAACGUGGUGCAAUACCUCCACAGCAAGCGGCGGGAAGGAUGCACGACCAAAGCCAUGGACGAUGCCGCCAAGAACGGCCACCUCCAUGUAGUCUCGUGGUUGUCGUCGCACAGGAAAGAAGGAUGCACGGCGAAAGCGAUGGACUUCGCCGCUCAAAACGGACAUCUGCAUGUGAUCGAGUGGCUGCAUCGCCAUCGCCGAGAAGGAUGCACGACCAAGGCCAUGGACUGGGCGGCCGGCGCGGGCAACUUGGAAGUGUUCCAGUGGCUCCACGUGCACCGCAACGAAGGGUGUACGAUCAACGGUGUCGCAGAAGCGUUCAAGCAAAACCACCGAAAUGUGAUGGAGUUUAUCCAGCACAACGGUAUUUAUCACGGCAUGCACCCGCUCUUGUAAGUAGUACGUACGUAGUACUAGUACGGGACAGUGAACGAGUGUGUGUAUUUUUUAAUUGUAGAUAUAUAUAUAAAUAUAUAUAUAUAUAGUGUAUAAUACAUGUCCUCGG